AUGACUGAAGAAUCAAGUUCGCCGAUUAACGUUCCAUCAUCACCUCUAACUGAUAUCAUAAAUGGGUCCAUUGCAGGUGCAUUAGGUAAAAUAAUAGAGUAUCCAUUUGACACAGUAAAAGUUAGACUUCAAACCCAGGGUUCCCAUAUCUUUCCAACCACAUGGUCAUGUAUCAAAUACACAUACAAGAAUGAAGGUAUCCUAAAGGGGUUCUUUCAAGGUAUCAGUUCCCCUAUAUUUGGUGCUUCCUUGGAGAAUGCCACCUUAUUUGUAUCAUAUAACCAGACAUCGAAGUUCUUGGAAAGAAAAUUCUCGAGUAUGUCAGAAUUAAAUAACAUUUUAAUUUCAGGUGCAGUGGCUGGUUCAUGUGCAAGUUUUGUUUUGACUCCUGUCGAAUUGGUUAAAUGUAGAUUACAAAUUGCAAACCUAAAUAAAAAUGCGACAAAUAAUAUCAAAAACACUAAAAUAUCUGGUACCAUUGUAUCUAUUUUAAAAGAAAGAGGUAUCUUGGGGUUAUGGCAAGGGCAAAGUAGUACUUUUAUCAGAGAAUCAUUUGGUGGUGUAGCAUGGUUUGCCACAUAUGAAUUGAUGAAGAAAUAUUUGAAGGAUAGACAUGGUGGUGAAGAAAAUAAAACAUGGGAAUUAUUGUUUAGUGGUGCUAGUGCUGGUGUUGCUUUCAAUGCAAGUAUAUUUCCAGCUGAUACAGUUAAAUCUGUUAUGCAAACUGAACAUAUUGGCUUGAAAAAUGCAAUUCUGAAAGUUUUCAAAACCAAAGGUAUUCCAGGGUUUUACCGUGGUUUAGGUAUUACAUUAAUUAGAGCUAUACCUGCCAAUGCUACUGUGUUUUACACAUACGAGACACUAUCCAAGAUGGCAUAA
Messenger RNA from Maudiozyma saulgeensis, 879 nucleotides. The record is from the annotation of a GenBank genome assembly. NCBI's taxonomy places the organism in Eukaryota, Fungi, Ascomycota, Saccharomycetes, Saccharomycetales, Saccharomycetaceae.